CACGAUGGCCAAUGCCCAUAAAUAUCAUCCCAACCUCCGCCCUGUUCAUGAAACUAAACAUUCGUUCUUCUCCAGCUCCGAAAAUAUCCAACCUCCGAUAAACACACAGACCACAACACACCAAAAUCACACGCUCCCGGCUCGGCGGAGAACUAUUCUGGCGCUCUCCGCCAUGAACGCCGCGCGAGCUCUCGUCCUCUCCCUCACCCUAUCUCCCGAUUUCUGCUGUAGGACCUCGCCCGAUAUUUCGGGUUCCAGGACGAGUUUCGGUUCUGAAUCGAAGCACAACCUCAAGAGACGUGUUCGGGUUCGGUUCCUGUCCACGGAGCCACGGGCGUUCGUUCUCCGCGUUUCGGCCUGGAAUUUUUUGGGCGGAUCGAAGGGUUCGGUUCGGAGGGGAAUCGGGAAACUGCGGGCGGAUGUGAAAUCGGAGCCUUACGACAUUGUGGACUCGGCUCCGGAGUCGGUGAAGUUCCCGGAGGCGUUGGACGACGUUGUUUUGGGGGAGGAUGACUUCAUAGGCGGAGUGCCCUGGUGGGAACAGUUUCCGAAGCGAUGGGUUGUUGUGAUUUUGUGCUUCUCGGCUUUUCUGCUCUGCAAUAUGGAUAGAGUAAAUAUGAGCAUUGCCAUACUUCCAAUGUCAGCAGAGUUCAACUGGAAUCCAGCCACUGUUGGUUUGAUACAGUCUUCCUUUUUCUGGGGUUACCUCCUCACUCAGAUUGCUGGAGGCAUAUGGGCUGACACCGUCGGCGGAAAGAUUGUUUUGGGAUUUGGUGUAGUUUGGUGGUCUAUUGCUACAGUCCUCACACCAAUAGCUGCUAAGAUCGGAUUGCCUUUCUUGCUUGUAGUUCGUGUUUUCAUGGGGAUCGGUGAGGGUGUUGCGAUGCCAGCCAUGAAUAAUAUCCUGUCAAAAUGGGUUCCUGUGGCAGAGAGGAGUAGGUCAUUGGCACUGGUAUACAGUGGGAUGUAUCUUGGAUCAGUGACUGGCCUGGCUUUUUCACCAUUUUUAAUACAUAAGUUUGGCUGGCCAUCAGUAUUUUACUCCUUUGGUUCUCUAGGAACUGUUUGGUUUGCAGUGUGGCUGAACAAGGCAUACAGUUCCCCUCUUGAAGAUCCUCUGCUGCGGCCUGAAGAAAAGAAACUGAUUGUUGACAGCAGUGCUUCCAAGGAACCUGUUAAAACAAUACCUUGGAGAUCUAUUCUGUCAAAGCCACCUGUAUGGGCGCUAAUAGUGUCUCACUUCUGUCACAAUUGGGGGACAUUUAUUAUACUCACAUGGAUGCCAACAUACUAUAACCAGGUUUUGAAGUUCAAUCUUACAGAAUCUGGGCUUUUUUGUGUUCUACCCUGGCUUACAAUGGCAUUUUCUGCAAAUGUUGGAGGGUGGAUAGCAGACACACUUAUCAGUAAAGGUUUAUCUGUUACCACAGUUCGCAAGAUCAUGCAGACGGUUGGAUUUCUUGGCCCUGCUUUCUUCCUAACUCAGUUGAGCAACAUUAAUUCCCCUGCAAUGGCUGUUCUGUGCAUGUCUUGCAGCCAGGGAACCGAUGCAUUCUCACAGUCGGGUCUAUAUUCAAACCAUCAAGAUAUUGCUCCUCGAUAUGCCGGAGUAUUGCUUGGCCUAUCCAAUACUGCUGGAGUUCUUGCUGGUGUCUUUGGAACGGCAGCUACUGGCUACAUCUUGCAACAUGGUUCUUGGGAUGAUGUCUUCAAGGUUUCAGUUGGGCUCUAUUUGGUCGGAACUGUGGUCUGGAACCUCUUUUCAACUGGUGAGAAAAUACUGGAUUAAGUACCGGAUAAAUCGAUCGUCACUACGAAUGCUAGCAGCUUCCCAUACCAUAUUGCUAGAAGUGAUCAGAGUGCUUCUGAGAAGAAGGCAACUUGAUACAAGACUCAAUUGGGAUAUGGGAAGGAGAGGAAGCUGAUCUUUUGAGAUAUCUGAGCUUCAGGAGUUGGUGAUAUUUUUCAAUCAACAACGAGAGAGGAGCUUGGAACCUACGAGGAUAGCUAUUUCAAGAUGAUACAAUGGUUGCUUCUCUCAUGCUAUCUCAAGGGUGGAAAGAUGUACAUGAAAUAACCUUACAGGGCUGUAUAUGUUACACUCAAUACUUCCAACACAAAAAAUUUUCCCAGUAUGCUGCAAAUUUGUCAAACAAAAUUUCCAUCAAUAUCCAUUUUCCCUUCUUUUGCUGCGGUAA
This is a messenger RNA of Malania oleifera, 2198 nucleotides long. Its product is annotated as sodium-dependent phosphate transport protein 1, chloroplastic-like. The record is from RefSeq and is a predicted model, not a curated record. The transcript is spliced from 10 exons. Lineage: Eukaryota; Viridiplantae; Streptophyta; Magnoliopsida; Santalales; Ximeniaceae. Gene Ontology annotation, molecular function: transmembrane transporter activity. The coding region runs from base 5 to 1789 and encodes 594 amino acids. Gene Ontology annotation, biological process: transmembrane transport.